UCCCUCGAGAGCUGCUGCCGGGUCCUACCUGGAGCGGUGAAGGCACAGCCCAGAGGUCAGGCCGUCCCCGGAGCCCACCUCGCUUUCCCCAGCCAGGAUGAACCAAUACCUGCCAAAUUUUUGAGACAGCUCACAGCUUAGGGGAAGGCUCAUCUAAAUAAAGGCCAGCUAAAGUGACAUUGCAGGGAUUUAAUCCUUCUCUGGCUGCCUGUGUGACCCCAAGGCUGAUUUGCAAGCUUCUUCUUUCCUGGAGUCCAGAUUAUUAGGUCUCUUGUCAGCAAGAGAAGCACAAAAUGAAGAUAGUGCAAGAUAAGCACCAGCAACAGGGACCUGGCAGCCUCCAAGGGGCUUUCAUGAAUCAGAGUGAAGCAGUCUCCAGCCAUCCAAGGAAAUAGCACGCUGGAAAGUUUGUCCUGGGACACAGCCACCCCCCAUGGAGCUACAGCCUGCAGGGCCAGCUGGAAAGUUUCUGGAGCCCGUUCCAGAAAGUGGCCAUGGCAACUGGAUGUGUGCCUGAUGGUCCGGUCAGCGUUGGGGACUUCAACUUGACGGCAGGUGUGAAAUGUCCCAAAUGAGGCGGGCAGCUUUUGACGUGGCUGGGUAGACUCAGCUGAUGCAUUUGACUCUGCCCUCUUCUGGCUGAAACUGAGAAGGGGGCUCCCUCUGCCCGGCUCCGCCGGCCAGCUCUCCCAGACACGGGUCUCUGGCAGGCUUACCUCCUCUCUCCCCGCCUGGGCCUCUUCCACUCCUGCAGACCUGCCUUUGAUUGGUGCCUCUUUACUGACAUGGAGACGUGAGUCUGCGGGGCACGAUGACAGCCGUGUGUAUGAAUGGAGGGGGCCUGGUGAACACCCACUAUGCCAGGUGGGACCGGCGGGACAGUGUGGAAAGUGCCUGUCAGACAGAGUGCGGCAAGGAGGACGAGGAGGGGCAGCCGCGCCAGCUGACACCCUUUGAGAAGCUGACCCAGGACAUGUCCCAAGAUGAGAAGGUGGUGAGAGAGAUCACGCUGGGCAAACGGAUCGGCUUCUACCGAAUCCGCGGGGAAAUCGGAAGUGGGAACUUUUCCCAAGUCAAGCUGGGAAUUCACUCCCUCACCAAAGAAAAGGUGGCCAUUAAGAUCCUGGACAAGACCAAAUUAGACCAGAAAACCCAAAGGCUGCUCUCCCGGGAGAUCUCCAGCAUGGAAAAGUUGCACCACCCCAACAUCAUCCGCCUUUACGAAGUCGUGGAGACCCUAUCCAAGCUCCACCUGGUAAUGGAGUAUGCAGGGGGUGGGGAGCUCUUCGGGAAAAUCAGCACGGAAGGGAAGCUCUCAGAACCAGAAAGCAAGCUCAUCUUCUCUCAGAUUGUGUCCGCCGUGAAGCACAUGCACGAAAACCAAAUUAUUCACAGAGAUCUGAAGGCAGAAAAUGUGUUCUAUACCAGUAACACCUGCGUGAAGGUGGGCGACUUUGGAUUCAGCACAGUAAGUAGAAAGGGCGAGAUGCUGAACACUUUCUGCGGGUCUCCCCCAUACGCGGCGCCUGAGCUUUUCCGAGACGAGCACUACGUGGGCGUGCACGUGGACGUCUGGGCCCUGGGAGUGCUCCUGUACUUCGUGGUCACCGGCACCAUGCCAUUUCGGGCAGAGACCGUGGCCAAGCUCAAGAAGAGCAUCCUGGAGGGCGCCUACAGCGUGCCCCCGCACGUGUCCGGGCCCUGCCUGCGCCUCAUUCGGGGCAUCCUGCAGCCCACCCCCACCGACAGGCUGGGCAUCGACUCCAUCAUGAACAACGAGUGGAUGCAGGGGGUGCCCUACCCGACCCCUCUGGAGCCUUUCCAGCUGGAUCCCAAACAUUUGUCAGAAACCAGCAUCCUCAAAGAAGAAGAAAAUGAGGUCAAGAGCACUUUACAGCAUCUGGGUAUCACAGAAGAGCAUAUUCGAAAUAACCAAGGGAGAGACGCCCGGAGCUCCAUCACCGGAGUCUACCGAAUCAUCUUGCACAGAGUCCAAAGGAAAAAGGCUUCGGAAAGCGGCCCAAUAAUGGUACUGCCAGAGCCGAAAGAAAGGGACCUAAAGAAGGGGCCCCGCGUCUACAGAGGCAUAAGGCACACAUCGAAGUUCUGCUCAAUUUUAUAAACGGCACUAGACUACUGGUGACUCACCAAGAUCACUCUUGCUGCUUUUGGUUUUUUUUCUUGGACAACUUGGGUGAAGACAUUUUUGUAAUUUUUAAAUAAAUUUAAAUUUAAGAUAUGCCAUUUUGUCGUCCCCCACCCCCACCCCCCAAUUCCAUCCUCUUAGGUUCUGGCUCAAUUUGGGAUCUUGUG
Molecule: messenger RNA, 2313 nt
Organism: Talpa occidentalis (Iberian mole)
Lineage: Eukaryota; Metazoa; Chordata; Mammalia; Eulipotyphla; Talpidae
Gene: NIM1K
Product: NIM1 serine/threonine protein kinase
Exons: 4
Coding region: 812-2122 (436 amino acids)
Biological process (GO): protein phosphorylation; microtubule cytoskeleton organization; intracellular signal transduction
Cellular component (GO): cytoplasm
Molecular function (GO): tau-protein kinase activity; protein serine/threonine kinase activity; ATP binding
Source: RefSeq, a predicted model, not a curated record